This is a messenger RNA of Sander lucioperca (pikeperch), 1241 nucleotides long. It is a transcript of the gene wbp1la, whose product is annotated as WW domain binding protein 1-like a. The coding region runs from base 148 to 966 and encodes 272 amino acids. NCBI's taxonomy places the organism in Eukaryota, Metazoa, Chordata, Actinopteri, Perciformes, Percidae. The record is from RefSeq and is a predicted model, not a curated record. The transcript has 4 exons.
ACCAAUGGCUAAGAGGAACAGCGAUCUGAUGAGGAAGUUGAAGUUGGACUUGUUUUGGUUAGCCACUGAGACCGACUUUUGUUAACAAUGCUACGGUUAAAUAACAAUUUAGUGGUUAAUAAAUAUUAGUUUUUCAUAUUUUUGGCAAUGGGGUCACUGAAGUUCAACGCUGGCCAAGAAAAUUCAGCGACGGCGGCCGCAGUUGCAGAGGCCAAGGUGGUGUGCCUGGGGUUAAACAACCAGAGCUACAUCUGUGAGUCGGGUCACUGCUGUGGAGAGACCCAGUGCUGCAGCUACUACUAUGAACUGUGGUGGUUCUGGUUGGUGUGGACUGUGAUCAUUAUCCUGACGUGCUGCUGUGUUUUUCAUCACUGGCGCUCCAAGCAGCGCUUCCAGCAGCAGCGGCGGCAGAAUGAGAUCAACCUGAUUGCAUACAGAGAGGCUCACAACAACUCUCAGCUACCCCUCUAUCUCAGAUUCUUGCCCACGUACCUGCUGCCAGCCUAUGAAGAGGUGGUUGGCCGUCCAGUCACGCCUCCUCCUCCUUACACCCCUCUUCAGUCAGCACCUCCACCCACAGAGCCACCUGAGGAAGCUCCUUGCCCCCACGCGGCAAUCUCCGUCCCCAGUGAUGCUGAUGCAGCGCUCCCUGCUGCCCCAGAGGUCACGCAGCAGACCCACCCUAACGGUGCUCACAACCCCAACAAGGACUCGACACCGGGCAGGUACCGGCGCUUCACAGGGGAUUCUGGGAUCGAAGUGUGCGACGGCCACGAACAGUGGGAUCAGCACAGCCUUUUAGAAAGAGGAGAUGAGACGGACGAAGAGGGCGCGGGGCAAACGGAGGAGCCAUGUGACGGCUGUGGUCCCGAGACCUUUGAACACAGCCAUAUUAGUGGUGCAGUCAUUGAUGAAGACCCAGAUGGACACACAGCUGCGGAUACAGAGCCACAGUCUCUUCGCUAAUCCAAAAUAAUGUCUUUAACAAAACUCUGCAACAGUCACUGAUGCAACAUCAUACCGUUGGUGCUCAGGGGUUUGGGCCGUUUGUACAAGUGUACGUUUGACUAACACCAGCGUGUGUGGCAGGCCUGGAGACAAAUUAAAAGUUUGACUAAAUAUUUGAACAAUAUCCAAAAGAAUGUAAAGCCAUUAUGCAACUUAGGGGCCCUAUUUUAACGAUCUAAGCGCACGGCGUGAAGCGCCUGGCGCAGGUGUGUUUAUGGCGUGUCCAAAUCCAC